Molecule: messenger RNA, 797 nt
Organism: Salvelinus sp. IW2-2015
Lineage: Eukaryota; Metazoa; Chordata; Actinopteri; Salmoniformes; Salmonidae
Product: protein CutA homolog
Exons: 8
Biological process (GO): response to metal ion
Molecular function (GO): copper ion binding
Source: RefSeq, a predicted model, not a curated record
AUUUACGACCAAUUGGUAAACAGAUCCUGCUUUACGGCAGAGCGUUAUCUUUGCGUUAGAGAGUGGCAACAACACACAGUGAGUGCAUCGAAGCUGCGACUGUCUGAAGAGUGCUGCUUAGGCAAUGCGCUUUGGACUGCCUGCUACAGAAGGAUUGCAGGCUGGUGGACCUCUGAGGGCAUUCUUUGUGGUGAAUUGGUUGCUUAGUGUGUUGAUGCUCACGCUGCUGAGGACUGUGGGAUUGAGAGCGUUCUCCAUGGCGUCCGAGACCUACAUUUCGGGCACACACUCCGCUGCCUUUGUCACCUGCCCCAACGAACAGGUGGCCAAAGAUCUGGCCAGGGCCAAGUUGAGCUGAACUGAGCWGAACUGGUUACACAUCCACCAGGGCUGCUUGAACCGUGYWGGAAAGGACCAUKUCAAAAGAAAAUAUCAGAGCCGAGGCAUCGUUGAGAAGAAGCUGGCUGCUUGUGUCAACAUCGUCCCCAAAAUCACAUCUGUAUAUGAAUGGCAGGGGAAGAUCCAGGAGGAUAGUGAAGUUUUGCUGAUGAUAAAGACCAGAAGCUCUAAGGUUGCGUCUCUGGCAGAAUAUGUUAGGUCCAAUCACCCGUAUGAAGUAGCAGAGGUCAUCAGCCUACCCAUAGAGCAGGGCAACCCACCCUACCUCAAGUGGCUCGGUGACGUUGUACCAGAAUGAUGGAUGGAUGGAGAGAGGAAGGGAUAGGUGGAUGGACAGAGGGAGGCUGCGAGAAAUGUUUUUGGAAUAAUAAAAUCUGCAGAAAUGUGACUAAAACGUA